Alnus glutinosa is the source of this 1248-nucleotide messenger RNA. RefSeq lists its product as uncharacterized. Lineage: Eukaryota; Viridiplantae; Streptophyta; Magnoliopsida; Fagales; Betulaceae. The record is from RefSeq and is a predicted model, not a curated record. The transcript has 2 exons. The coding region runs from base 1 to 1248 and encodes 415 amino acids.
AUGGCUUUAUUAGUCUAUGUAGAUGAUAUCAUAUUAGCUAGCAAUGAUGCAAAUGCUAUUUCGGAUUUUACUUUGUUUUUGAACUCCAAAUUUCGUCUUAAGGAUUUGGGUUCUGUUAAGUUCUUUCUUGGUUUGGAAGUGGCUCGUAGCAAGCAAGGGAUUUCUUUGUCACAAAGGAAAUACACUCUGGAAAUUCUUCAAGAUUCUGGUCUUUUGGCAGCCAAACCAGUACCUUUCCCUAUGGAUUCUAAUCUUAAGCUAUCACGAGAUGCUGGAUCACUUUUGGAAGACCCUACUUCCUAUCGACGGUUGAUUGGUCGUCUUUUGUACUUAACCAUAACCCGUCCUGACAUUGCCUAUUCAGUGCAGGUCUUAAGCCAAUUUAUGAGUUGUCCACGCCAACCUCACCUUGAUGCAGCCUAUCGAAUUCUUCGGUAUCUCAAAACUGCUCCUGGACAAGGUCUGUUUUAUCCUGCUGCUUGUGAUUUACAACUCAAGGCUUUCUGUGAUAGUGACUGGGCUGGUUGCAUUGACAGUCGAAAAUCUACUACUGGUUUUUGUAUUUUUCUUGGAGAUUCUCUUGUGUCCUGGAAGUCCAAGAAACAAUCCACAGUGUCCCGCUCUUCUACUGAGGCAGAAUACCGCAGCAUGGCUUCCACCUCUUGUGAAAUCACAUGGAUUUUGUAUCUUCUACGAGAUUUCUCUAUUCCUCAUUCUCAGCCUGCAUUGUUGUUUUGUGACAGUACUGCAGCUCUUCAUAUUGCAGCAAAUCCAGUUUUCCAUGAAAGAACUAAACACAUCGAUAUUGAUUGUCACCUUAUUCGUGAACAUAUUCAAAAUGGCAUCAUUCGCACAAUGCAUGUCACUAGUACUCAUCAGCUAGCAGAUCUUUUUACCAAAGCCCUUGGAUAUCUACUUGGUUUCGCUGGAGUUCUUGUGGCACAACUCUCCCCGUGGUGCUCGCCGUCAGUCUCUGAUCCCGUCUCCUCAUCCUCCGAUGGUGUCGAACCUUCACGCUCGGAGCGUGGGUUACACGCGCCGAGGUUGUUGCUUACGCGUGUGGGCCACGCGCCUUUUUCUGGCCGUCUGGAUGGUGCUUUUCGGGAAGAGUUGUUUUCUGGUUGCAACAAGGGAGGCCCGGGUGCAGUGCGUUUUGGUUUUCAUUUGAUGGUCAGGGAGGAUCCUCCGUUUGCCGGCUUUGCGUUUUGUUACUGUUUUCUGUACAUUCUUGCUUCCUUUCACAGCUGA